AUGUCCCCAUCUCAUGUAGGUGAUUUAACUACACCACCAUCAAAACGGCCAUGCUACCCUUCUUCACCUCCAGUCCUCCUGCACUAUGCUGAGUAUCUCAGGAGUGUGUAUGCCAAUGCUCCUCUUACCUAUCCCGAUAAACUAUCCCCCGAGGUGAACACACCUUAUAUCAAGCUUGCUCUUGUAAAAGGCACUAAAGUAAACAACCUCCAAGAUGCUAAUGAAUUCACACAUCUUACGCUUGAAGGUGACCUUGAUCUGAUAUUUCAACAUAAGGAAGAAAUUCCAAUGGAUAAGGUGUUCACGUUGGACAAUGAUUCAAAGUUACAUCUUGUAAUAGUAGAAGGGGCACCUGGUAUUGGUAAGAGCACGUUUGUGUUGGAGCUCUGUAGACAGUGGCUUAAAAUGCUCUCACUCCAGCCCUUUUCCCUCGUGGUGCUUUUAAAGCUACGAGACAAGGAGAUUGGAUUAGCUGAAGGAGUAGGGGAUCUCCUUCCUUGGGAGGACCAUCCUACAGAUCAUGCCACUCUGGUCGAAGAGGUUAGGAAGAGACACGGGAAGGGUGUUCUGUUUUUGUUUGAUGGCUUUGAUGAAUUUCCUGUUCAUCUCCGACAGACUCCUAGCGCUUCAUAUGUCAUGAAGGUGCUGAAUGGAAAAGCUCUUCCACAUGCCACCGUUCUAGUCACAAGUAGGCCUUCAGCUAGACUACAUCUCCAACCACUAAUGCGGUCGGAUAGCACCAAACUGAUCGAGGUUGUUGGUUUUGGUGAGGAACAAAUACAGCAGUUUGCUGCCAAUGUCUUUGGUUCAGAGUCAAAGACCCUUGCCCGUUUUGAUGACUACUUGCAUGUCAACCCUGUCAUCAGGAGUAUGAUGUACAAUCCCUUGAACUGCUCCAUUAUAACUGAAGUUUUUAGUGAAACGUGGAGAUCAAAAAAGCGUGUUCCCCACACACAGACCCAGCUCUACACUGAGAUGGCUCUUUGGCGUCUGUCGAGGUAUCUCAGUGGUGUCGGGGAUCCAUUAGCCACUGCUCUACCUGAUACCCUAAGUGACAUUCCUAACGAUAGCCCUCUCUAUAAGCAGCUGUUUGAAAUAGGAAAGUUAGCGUAUGAAGGUAAACAAAACAGUACCAUUAUUUUUGAGAGGAUUCCAGAAAACUGCACUGACCUAGGUCUACUCAUUGAACACCAAGCACUCUACAGGCGAAAGAAAAGCAUCACAUUCAACUUUUUUCAUUUAACAAUGCAGGAGUACAUGAGUGCCUUUUACAUAGCUCAGCUCCCAGCCAGUUGA
Messenger RNA from Geodia barretti, 1296 nucleotides. The record is from the annotation of a GenBank genome assembly. NCBI's taxonomy places the organism in Eukaryota, Metazoa, Porifera, Demospongiae, Tetractinellida, Geodiidae.